GCAGAGUUUUCGACACAUCCACUAUUAUUGAGCGAUAAUAAUGACAACGCGCGGGUGAAGCAGAAGCAAAAAAGGCAACCUGCAACAUGUUGAAGAUCCCAUCCCCAUCCCCAUCCAUCCUCAUCCCCUGCCAUCCGCUCCGCUCCCCUCAUCCACCUUAUUAUGAUUGUUAUUGCGUGGGGCGAAUCGCAACCUGCAUUAUUCUCAUGGGUCGCGGCUUGCUAUCUAUGGUGGAUGGAAAGUGCUUGCGACAGCCCUUCGCGCGCCCAUACAAUCUGGCGAUUCGUGAAGCGGACAUCGCGUCGCAUCGCAUCGCAGCCUUGGAAAGUGGUUGAAGGUGUCAAGUCGCGAGUUUGGUGGGUAGGGAGUGGGCACGACAACUGCAACAUCACGCUGACCCGAUUCCUCCUGCUUCCCGUUUGCAGCUCCAGGUUCUCGUGCUUUGGAAUGGCGACUUGUCCUAUAUGUCUUGCCCUGAAAUUUUCCCAACACCAUCGGCUGCAGUAGUCAUAUCGCUUGGUGAGAUGACAUUGAUACGCGAUGCGUACUGCUUGAAAAUCAAUCCUAGGUCAAUCCGGAUGAAGGGCUCCUUGCUUCGUCACGCCGCUUCGCUGUCUCGCUGUUCCAUUGAUUUCCAUUUCGGGCGUCCUUCGAUAUAUUGAUACAUAUGCCUUGAGUUUCCCGGUCGCGGGAGAAUGAAUAGACUCUGUCGUAAGGAUGAGGGCCAGAUGAUGGUUGGAUCUCAGCGGUUGGUCUGCUCUGCUUUCUCGCAGUGCACGAGACGAGUACCCGAGAUGGCUUCGCGUCUUGGCUGGUCUGCUUAUCGAUAAGGUAAAUAUACCUAGGCUUUGGCGGGGUAGCUUUCGUACAUCUGUAUAACCCGGAGGUCGAGGUGGUCGUUGUUCUACGCCGCAAGACCUUGAGUAGCGCAACUAUCUGUCUGGAUGGCUUCAAUUGAGUUGCUCCUGUCAUCUUCGCGUUUGACGGUCCUUGCGGCGAUGGUUCCUGUAUGCAUUAUGUCUUGCGAGAGUCGUAGAGGAUUGAGGUGUUGUGCUGUGUAGGGCGCGAGGGGCGUUGGAAUGGCAACGGCGUUAGCUCGGAGCUUCUGAAUACCAUCCCAUCGCGAACCAUAUCAUACCAUACCAUGCCGCCCUUUGUAGUCUCCUUCAACCCUCCAAACCUCACCAGGCUCUCAGCAGCUUCCGCUCCUCCCAAUCUCCAUCACCAUCACCAUCGACAUGUCUUUGGCUGCUCCUCCACCUCCCACCAUUUCUCUGUCUGUCCAAGACCAACUAGAUGAAGCCAGGCCACUCAGUCCCCACGACGAUGUCAGUUCGCCUCCUUCAUCGCCUCCUCUACACCUUCUGCCCCCUCUGCCCCCUCCUACUACCUCUUCCCCUAUUCCCUCUUUCCCCCUCAUUACCCAUACCAUGCCAUACCAAUAGUCCAGCCGGGAUUAGACUACUGACAUCCAAUGGAGGGACAUUCCAGUGCCAGCGACAAUGAAUACCAACACGCGCUCGAAGUAAGUCUUCCCAUGCAAGCAAUUACCCGAAUAUCACUCUGAUUCCCUUCAUAGGUCGUCUUCGAUCCUCAGAAUGCUCAUCGUCGGAAAUCGUCUCUAGUGUCCUCCGAAAAUAUAAUUCCUUAUCGGAAAACCGAUUGCUUUGUCCAUUCCCUGUUAGAGAGCCAGCGGAAAUUGGGAUCGGGGUUGUAUAACAAAGGCUUGCAAGGCAUUGCCGAAUCAUUAGCCAGCAGUGUCAACGGAGAAUGCGUUGACAAAUCAGGUGAGGAUGUUUUGGUAGCAUCCAAGGACCUGAACAGUCCUGAUAAAUCUGAAGAUACUACAUCAGGUCAAGAAGACGAACAAUCGUGGAAAGACCGUGUUGCAUCCAAACACAUCAAGCAAAAGGCGAUCAACGGCAAAGAAUUGCACAUUGACCCUGUAAAUGAUGUAAAUGCUGUCCACAGCCGCCUGCUCACCAAGAAGCAGCUCUCGGAUAUGGCGUGGGGUGUGCGAGAGCUAAGCAAGCGCUUAGGAAGCAUCAGGUUGAAGCUCAGGGUGAAAACGGUCUUUCUACUGACCAAAGUGUACGAUGAGGGUCUCAUCCAGAAUACCAGAGAAAUUGUCAAGUGGCUAUUGAGUCCAGAUCGACAAGUCAGAUACACCGUUUACGUGGAAAACACCUUGAAAGACAACAAGAAAUUCAAUGCUGCGAGUCUCCUGGCAGAAAUUGAUGACGAAUACUCCAAAAAAGAAAUCAGCCAGGAAGAGAAAAGGCUGGACAGGAGGUUACGGUACUGGACCAAUGAAAUGUGUAGAACGAGGCCACAUACAUUCGACUUUGUAGUCACUCUGGGUGGUGACGGCACAGUUCUAUACGCAAGUUGGCUAUUUCAGCGAAUAGUCCCGCCAGUCUUGAGUUUUGCGCUUGGAAGUUUGGGUUUCCUGACCAAAUUCGAUUUUGAUGACUUCCGAAAUACAUUAACAUCAGCUUUCAAAGAUGGUGUUACCAUCAGUUUACGGUUACGUUUUGAGGGAACUGUCAUGAGAAGCCGAAAUCAGCGUAGAAGAAUAUCUGACGGAGAGCCCCAGGACUCGGAGCCGCGAGACGAAGAUAUCGACAGGAGCCGAGAUCUUGUAGAAGAACUGGCCGGAGAAGAGAAAGGAGAUGACAGAACCCAUCAUCCGGAUGGUACUUUCGAAAUUUUAAAUGAUAUUGUGGUUGAUCGUGGACCAAAUCCAAGUAACGCACAUCCUAUCAAUGUCGAAUCCAAUGCUAAUCGUUCAAUAGCAAUGUCUUCCACCGAGAUAUUCGGCGACGACGAACAUUUUACAUCGAUACAAGCUGACGGCGUAUGCGUAGCAACACCAACUGGGUCAACAGCAUACAACUUGGCAGCAGGAGGUUCUCUUUGUCACCCCGAGAAUCCUGUCAUUCUAGUGACCGCUGUUUGUGCGCAUACGCUAUCCUUCCGACCCAUCAUUCUGCCUGACACAAUCGUUCUUCGAGUUGGGGUUCCGUACGAUGCUAGAGCGAGUAGUUGGGCUAGUUUUGAUGGCCGAGAAAGAGUUGAAUUGAGACCAGGAGAUUAUGUUACUAUCAGCGCGAGCAGAUAUCCCUUUGCGAAUGUCAUGCAGCAAGGGAGACGAUCUGAGGAUUGGAUUAAUAGUAUUAGUGGCAAGUUGGGCUGGAACUCUCGACAACGCCAGAAGAGCUACAAGGAGUGGUCUAAGUAGUCAGCCAUUGUGGCUUUAAUUUUAAUUGCAGCCAUUGAAUUACCAGUUUAGAGGGUGGGAAAACAUG
Hymenoscyphus albidus is the source of this 3308-nucleotide messenger RNA. The record is from the annotation of a GenBank genome assembly. Lineage: Eukaryota; Fungi; Ascomycota; Leotiomycetes; Helotiales; Helotiaceae.